AUGCAAGUUCUAAAGGACUUGUAUGAAGACUAUACAAAGCCCCACAGCUUAGGUGGAAUACAAGCGCUAUGUGUUAGUCGUUAUAUGCAAGUAAGACCCUUAAAGAGUAAAAACAAGACGGAGGUUGCGAGCGCACUAAAAUCGGUGUUAAAUACUGAGGAUGCUAAAGGUUUAACUCACCUCUUCACCGAUGCAGGGCGAGAGUUUGUAAAUAAUACAGUGAACGGCUUACUGCGCGAACAUAAGAUGCAGUGGUAUACCACGCAUUCGAAGGAAAUAAAGGCUAGCAUUGCAGAGAGACACAUCAGAACCCUCAAGGAACGCAUAUAUAAAUAUUUAACCUUAAAAGAUACGCUGAGGUAUAUCGACGUUCUCCCGGAUAUUGUUUUAGCCUAUAAUGAGCGCGCGCACGCGGGUUUGAAAGGCGCCGCGCCACUGGACGUGCACCGCCAUUACACGCGGGCGCAGUGUCAACGUCUCUUUCGACAAAUGUAUGCUCGUUCAUUGAAUGUGCAUAUAAAAAAGGACCGAUCGCAUGCUAGCAAUCAGAAUAUAAAGGUUGGGGACACUGUGCGCAUCGCAGCGCGCUCUCGUACCGACGCAUUUCGCAAGGGAUAUGAAAUACAAAAUACGGAGGAGAUAUUUAAAAUUCGACAGAUUGACAAUCGUCAGAACAUAGUCGGGUAUUAUCUGGAAGAUUUAAGCGGCGAAGAAGUCCAAGGUUUGUUUUAUCGAGAGGAGCUCGUCCCGACAUCACUGCCAAGUGUUUACCCGUACAAGAUCCUGUCAUCGAGGUGGAACAGAAAUAAAAAGCAGAGAGAAUAUCUUGUUCGCUGGAUUGGAUAUCCCGACAAAUUCAAUUCAUACAUUACGAUUGAUGACAUGCAGCCUGCACCAUGA
Messenger RNA from Penaeus vannamei (Pacific white shrimp), 900 nucleotides. Lineage: Eukaryota; Metazoa; Arthropoda; Malacostraca; Decapoda; Penaeidae. The record is from RefSeq and is a predicted model, not a curated record.